Amaranthus tricolor (Joseph's coat) is the source of this 1265-nucleotide messenger RNA. Its product is annotated as protein VASCULATURE COMPLEXITY AND CONNECTIVITY. The transcript is spliced from 3 exons. The record is from RefSeq and is a predicted model, not a curated record. NCBI's taxonomy places the organism in Eukaryota, Viridiplantae, Streptophyta, Magnoliopsida, Caryophyllales, Amaranthaceae. Bases 37 to 663 code for a protein of 208 amino acids.
AACAACAAUCAAAGAAAACAGCAAAAAGUGAUCAGGAUGGAGAAGAAGUCUCUAAUAAUCUGUGUAGUUGUGGGUUUUUUAGGGCUUGUUGCUGCUGUUCUGGGUUUUGCUGCUGAAGGUAAAAGAAUCAAGGCAUCCCAAGUUAGGGAGAUACAACCUGGUCUAUGUUCUUACCCCAGGAGUCCAUCUUAUGCACUUGGAGUAACUGCAGCACUUUCGCUACUGGUUGCCCAAAUUGUUAUUAAUGUUGCUAGCGGUUGUAUCUGUUGCCGAAAAAAUCCGUAUACUUCAACUACUCAUUGGACUCUUGCCCUUGUUUGCUUUAUUAUAUCUUGGUUUACAUUUGUCGUAGCAUUUCUCCUACUGCUCGGUGGUGCAGCCCUGAACGAUGAACAUGGUGUAGAGAACGAGUACUUUAGCUACUACUACUGUUACGUUGUCAAGCCUGGCGUCUUCGCCGUGGCUGCUAUUCUAUGUCUUGCUAGUGUCACUCUCGGCAUCUUAUAUUACCUCACAAUUUCAUCCGGCAAGGACAAUUUUUUCGGAAACACUAUUGCUCCUAAUCAAAGCGGCAUUGCCAUGGGACAAGCUCAGGUCCCUCCUACCUCUCAAGACCCGGUAUUUGUGCAUGAAGAUACAUAUGUACGACGACAAUUCACCUAAACGGCUUAUGUAUGAUAGCAGUUUUUUCUUCCGGAUCAGUCAGUCGUCUUUUGACAAACUGAAUAUUCAGUGAGAAAGGAGCAUGAACAAGUUUUUAGGCUGGUAUGUAUUCCUCCACACACCCAAGAAAGAAAAAGAUUAUGGCAAGAGUAAGAAACUUUUAGCGUGUAAAUAUAUUUUGGGGAUUAUAUAUAAUUGUUGAACUCCCUCUUUACGGCACUUCUAGCUGUUUGGAUAUUCGAAGAUUAAAUUAGCUUAGAUGGACCAUUACUCAUUAAUCAUUGCAAAUCUUUUUUUCUUCGGAAUAUAAUCAUAACACUAUGAGACGGUCUCACCGUGAGAUGUGACCCAAAUUUGGGUUAAAUAACCCAAUAAUAGAAAUUUUAGCUUAUGAGUUUCUUGUUUUGAGAUCGUCUUACCAUGAGACGGUCUCAUACGAAACGGACUUCAUCGUAAUUAUUGAGAAUAAUUAAGCUAGACACAUUUCAUUGACUCUUGUACUAGUGUUACUAAUAAAGAGUUUUAAUAGGUAAAUAAUCGUGAUUUACAUCAAUUGUAAAUUACUAGUAUGUGGCACUAUGUUAUAGGUUCAUUAUUUUUAU